UCAGUUUCUGAGUUCAAAAUGGUGCGCAUCGCAUAAGACGUACAAUUGGCUUUUGUGUACAUUUAUUGUUUGUGAGUUAUUUCCUUUAUGCAAGUGAGAAAAAAAAGUGUGAUUAGAUAAACGUACUUAAAGGUGUGCUUAUACGUUAAUUGAAUUGCAAUCGUAGUUGUCAAAAAUGCUGGAAACCAAGAGCAUCUCUGCUUUAGCAUUCAACGAGACGCCGCGCAAACGCAAACGGGAAACUGGCUGUGCCCCGUUGCCGCCACCCUUAAAAAGCGAAGUGGCAGCUGCUGUUGCAGCUAGUGCGUCGUCAUGCUUCACCAACGCUGCAUUUAGCUCGACGCCAAAGAAACUUGUCGGACGUCGUCGUCUGCUCAAAGAGAAUGAGAGCCUAAAUCCGUUUAUUAAUCAGCCUGGACUGGAAAUUAAAUCUAUUGCGGACUUAUCGGUCGUGCAGCAGCAGAAGGAACAACAACAACAGCAGCAGAAGCUACCAGUCAAUCCCUUUGAAGUUGUGCGUCAGCCCUCCAAGAAAAAGAAGCGCGAGCACGCCUGCUUUGAGAAUCCGGGUCUCAAUCUCGAGCUACCCGAGCGUCAGUUCAAUCCCUACGAGGUGGUACGUAGCGUUGCCACGCCCACCAAGUGCUUUGUCAACGAGGCGCUCAAUUUGCGAGGCAGCGAUGCGCCCGCCUCGCUGAAUCCCUUUGAGAUACAUCGUCGCAGCGAUAUCUCGACUGCAGCUAGCAAUCCGUCGGGCGUUGCCAAUCCCGCACUGGCCGAUGAGCCGCUGCCGACGAGCCUAAAAAUUGGGCUACCAUUCACGCCCACACUGGGCUGCCGCAUUGAUUUCCAUGGCAUGUCGCUGGCGCAGCUGACGCCCAGCAAGCUGCUUGCCGAAAAGCUGGUCUUCUCGCCCGUGCUACCGCCGGCUAAACAGUCGCUGGGUGCCAUCAGCGAGGAGAGCAGCAGCAUGGAUAUUGGCAAGGAACUGGAUCGUUAUCAGCUGGAGCUGGAGAACAGCAUUAACGAGGCCAAGCUGCGCAAGAAUGGCGUUGUGCUGGAGACAAAGCAGACGGAGUUGGAGGUGGUGCUGGAGCAGAAACCGUCGCUAGAGCUGGAGCAACGCAUUGUAUGCACGCGCAGACACACUCUGACCGAGAUCAUGGAGGCGCCGGAGGAGCCAGAGGAGUCAGUGCAGCAGGAGUCUCUGCCGCCUCAGCUAGCAAUUGUCGAGCAGGCGCUGCCAUCUCAACCGCCAGUUGUCGAGCAGGAGCCCAAUCACGCAACUGUCGAGCAGGACCUGGAAAGCGGCGAUGUGGCAUAUGCUUCUGAAUCCGAACCGGAGGAAGAGAAUGAUAUUGAGCUGGACUUCAAGGCGCCGGCAAGGUUCGUGCGCGCCUACCGCCCGGCAGCAACAGUUGCCGGCAGCAAGGAAUCGCUGCAUUCGAUAGCAUCCAGCAAAUCGUCCAAAUCUGCGGAGCUGCAGGCCAGCAGCGCGGGCCAUGGCGUCAGAAACAUGAUACGCAAAUCCAUACGCAGGCUAAUGCAUCCCAUGCAGCAGCCGCAGCAGCAGGAACAGCCGCUGGAGUCCGCGGAGAAGCCAGCAACGCAGCCGCACAACAAUAUCAUGAGCAGCAUACGGCACAGCCUGCGCCGACGGCCGCACAAGCCCCAGCCCGUGGAGGAGUACACCCAGGCGGACAUCUCCAUCGUGGAUAGCAGCGAGCGGACAAUGAAGCUGCGCUCUAGCAUACCGCAAACCGAAUAUAUGCGCAUCGAGCAGCUGACCAACGAGAAGAAGCACACGCUGCGCAACAGCAUUCGCCGAUCCACGCGCGACGUGCUCCGUCAUGUGUUCCACAAGAGCCAGGAUGCCUAUGCGACGGCCAAGUGAACAACAGCACUAUUUACCUGUGCCCAGGCAUAAAACCUAAAACAUGUUCUUUAGCACCCAAAGAUUGUCUACAAUGCAACCAAACCGAAGUUUGGCUGCGUAUUUUUUUUUCUAUCUAUUUUAAGUUUUAGCUGGCAGCUACGGCGGAUAGUGCAGCUAUUUUUGGCUGUUUUCAGCAUUGAAUUUAGCUACUUUUAAAGCCGAAUAUUAAAUACCCUUGCAAGAUUGAACAAUCCUCGUAAUCAGGUAAACAGUACCUGGAAGAAAUAGAACGUUGUAUCCACAUGCUGCCAGAUAAUAUCUCGAAAGACAAGCCGAAUUUUUUCCAAAUAGAAUUUUGAAUAGCAUUACAUUUUCUUGAUUUAAGAGCCGAAUGUCUAUAUACCGCCAUAUAUAGCACAAUCUGAACUUAUCUUGAUCAAAUGUUAAAUCGUUUUUUUUUUUAAUUUUUGUAAGAUUUGAAAUGUGCUUGAAUUUUCUUUUUGCGCCACAAAAUAAGAGAUAUUUAUUGGGAAAGUUUGAACUCGGCUUAAGAAUAGAUUUUAUUUAUUGAUCGGCAUUACAUUUGCUCAACUUAAUUUUUGUAUAUGUUAAUUUAAUUAUAAAUUAAUUCUGGAAUUUAUUUCUGAACUCUCAGAAACGAUCUGAAAGUUAUACAAAUAUUUUGCCAGUUUUCUGGUUCGAUACUUUUUUAAUGCGACCUCACACUUUUAUAAAAAUCGAAAUUUUGGA
Messenger RNA from Drosophila virilis, 2626 nucleotides. It is a transcript of the gene pon, whose product is annotated as partner of numb. The record is from RefSeq and is a predicted model, not a curated record. Lineage: Eukaryota; Metazoa; Arthropoda; Insecta; Diptera; Drosophilidae.